Molecule: messenger RNA, 1301 nt
Organism: Anopheles funestus (African malaria mosquito)
Lineage: Eukaryota; Metazoa; Arthropoda; Insecta; Diptera; Culicidae
Product: secretion-regulating guanine nucleotide exchange factor
Exons: 3
Coding region: 106-1152 (348 amino acids)
Cellular component (GO): cytoplasm
Molecular function (GO): guanyl-nucleotide exchange factor activity
Source: RefSeq, a predicted model, not a curated record
GCUUUUUAACAUCUUGCCUGCCCCUUUUGACUAAUUUGAAUUUGGCAGUUUUGACACUUCCAGCGGAUGGUAGAAUCACAACAAACGAUCUGAAAAACAAAACGCAUGUUCGCUUGGGGAGCUAAUAGCCAUGCCCAACUGGGCUUUGGCUAUGCAACGGAGCAAUGUGACAAACCACAGCCAUUGCCCAUUGAUGGUGUACCGUUUCGUGCCGAGGAAAUCAAAUGUGUUGUUGCUGGUGGAGGCCACACACUGAUAGGAACAACCGACGGGCGAUUGUAUGCCUGUGGCUGGAACAAUCGUGGUCAGUUGGGAGUGGGACAUUUGGACGAUUGUAUCCAUUUUCAGCCAGUCGGUGAAUAUGGUUUCCAACAGCUGUACGCCGGAUGGGACGUUUCGGCUGGGGUCAAUGCAUUCGGAGAACUUUUCGUGUGGGGAUCGAAUGGAUGGCAACAGAUAGCGGAAUCUGGCGUGAAAAAUGUACCCAAACCAAUGCGGCUAACCCUUCCAGAAGGUGGACAAGUUUUGAGGGUUACAUUCGGUUUGCAGUAUAUGGCUGUGUUGCUGGAAAGUGGGAAAGUAUGGGUGUUGGGAAAAUGUAAAUUUCUAUCAAAGGAUUACCCAUUGGAACCGGCAACGAAAUUAACGAUUCGAUGCGUUUCGGAUAGAGGAUCAGUACGCGAUGUGGCCAGUGGAGACAAUCAUUUAAUACUACGAGUCGGCGAUCGGAGAAUUAACUGCCUCGGAGACAACAAACAUGGCCAGUGCUUGGAGGAAUACAUGUUACCGGAAGACAUCGUUAAACUAGAGUCGGGAUGGACACACUCUGGCUGUCUCACCGCGAAUGGUGCGAUAUACUUAUGGGGAAGAAACAACUACGGUCAACUAGGACGACCGGGAUCGAAUUGUUCUGCGGUGCCUCAAAAACUACGGCUAGAAACGAAUGAUAUGAUAGCAAAGGACGUACGAUUAGGAUCGCAGCAUGGUGUGGCACUAGGGAAAGAUGGACGUGUACAUUGUUGGGGCUGGAACGAACAUGGUAACUGCGGAACAGGAGGUACAGAAAAUGUAUGGGUUCCAACAGCAAUAGAUCUCCCCUUGCCGGUAUCGAAAGUGAUAUGUGGUGCUGGUUUUACGAUGGCAUUCACGUAACACCAAGCACAACAACCAUUCAUUGUUGACCGUCGUUGAGCCACGAGACAUUUACGAUCCAUCGAACCAUUUAUUAACGGGCAUGAAUACGGCAAUAUGAAGCUGAAUGCUGAAAGCAAUAAAAGGACACACAAAAAUAUCCAAAAUAA